Molecule: messenger RNA, 2004 nt
Organism: Brenthis ino (lesser marbled fritillary)
Lineage: Eukaryota; Metazoa; Arthropoda; Insecta; Lepidoptera; Nymphalidae
Source: the annotation of a GenBank genome assembly
AUGAACGAUAUUCAAAGUAUAAUUGACCGUCAACUAGGAAUAUAUUCUCGAUUCAACUACGAUAAUGUGCUGAAAAGAUUGGCCGUACAUAAUGAGGAGUCCUUCUAUGGGUUGCAAAAUACUACAUUGGCAGCGAACUUCGAGCAGGAUCCACCUAUAUUUGCUUGUCGAUUUUCAGAAGCUCCAGGCUACGAGCAUAUCCUUGCUCUAGCUAAUGAGGAUGGACGUGUUGCAAUUCAGGAUACAUCAAGUGUGAAGAAGGCAAGUGCAGUGGAGGGGUUCCAGUGCCACAACAAUGCAGUGUUUGACCUUGCUUGGAUGCCACAGCAUAUGAACUUUGUUACUGUUUCUGGGGACCACACAGCAAGCCUAUGGGAUGUCACCGAAUCUUCCCCAAAAAGAGUUCUGACCUUCUCAAACCACACGCGAUCCGUUAAAACAGCAGUCUUCAGACCAACAGAGCCCUCAGUGUUUGCUACCGGGGCCAGAGAUGGACAUAUUUUAAUUUGGGACAUUCGCGCAAACAAUCAACCAGCAGUUGUUCUAAAGCCUGACAACUGUCUGAUGAGCUGCCAUUCCUCCUUCACACCGAAAACUCCUGGCUCCAGCAGCAAGCGACCUAGGCUAGACAACCACAGAGCUAUCAGUAUCACUGGACUCGUUUUUCAAGAUGAUUUAACGUUAAUAUCUUGUGGGGAAUGUGACGGCAACAUCAAAGUGUGGGACAUGCGUAAAAACUACAACAUAUACAAGCGUGAACCUCUCCCCAAACAUUCUAUUCCGUAUUGCGGUAGUUCUACCAAAAACGGUUACACAAAUCUAAUCAUAGAUGACGCCAGGGUUCGACUGUACGCCAGUUGCAUGGACAACGUCAUCUACUGCUUCAACAUAUCUACAUACAACUCUUUACCGGAGCAAAGAUAUAUCGGUCACGAAAAUAGCACUUUCUAUAUAAAAACCAGCCUCAGUCCGGACUGCAUGUACCUAGUCAGCGGCAGUAGCGACAAGAACGCGUACAUUUGGAACGUUAAAUAUUCCCAACCGAUCGUGAAGUUGACUGGACAUUGGGCGGAGGUGACGUGCGCCGCGUGGUGCCAGAAGGGGGACACGAAGAUCGUGACCUGCAGCGACGACGCCAGGCACAAGAUCUGGAGGAUCGGUCGGGAGUUCCCCGAGCCAGAUGUGGAGCUGAAGGGCAAGGCGGAGGUGGUCCCGCGCGCCGACGUCACGGGCCUGCCUCAAUGGGGAGGACUCGAUAGAACGCCAAACUCCCUGAAGCGGAAAGUACACACCACACCAAGCUCUUACAGCGCUAAACGAGUCCGAUCUCAAGAAAAUACAGAGAAGAGAACCAAAAGAUGUCUCGCUGACCUCAUGAACGCGUCAAAAGAAGCAGACGAAGCGGAAUCUCUAGUUAAAAGACUCAAAUUAGAGAUGCCUUCCAUUCCAGAAGACGACGAAACAAAACUGCUACCAGCUGGUAUUAAGAGGUCAAGGCAUUCUACAGAACAGACAGCAUCGUGCAAAAAGAAAUGUGUAGAACAAGAACCUACAAACGAUUGGACUUACUACAGUCCGAAGCCCGGUACAUCGUUCAUGACGCCAACUAAAAAUUAUGAGAAGAAAAACUGCAAAAUGCUCUCACCUAAAAGUCCUAAAACCAUAUCACCUACAAACAGAACCCCCACAAAGGUAUCUCCUAGCAAAAUAAGGGUCAUAAAUUUCACCACUGCCACCAUGAAUUUGCCAAAUUUUGUGUUAGACGGGGAAGCCCCCCAUUUAAGACUAAUGUCGCCAGUUAAAAAAAAGCAGGACACAACGAACUGGCUUACCCUCAUGGUACGCGAGAAAAAGGGCAAGGCCACAGAUACGGAUAAAGUAAAUUCGCCAUCGAGUCCGAAAAACAAUGUGCCACCCAGAAGAAAUUCAGUCACGGAGAGAACGCCGAAGUCAAACAAAACAAGAACUUUAUUUAAAUAUUUCAAUGUUGCUACUAAAGAUAAA